CGUCAAGACACCGGUCAUUUCGGUUUGUUUAGCGACACUCAGCAGCUCACGAAUAACUUGAUCUGUCAGUGUCAGGUCUUGCGUUGGUAGUUGCAACUGCUCUCAGCCCAGCCCCGUUGAGACACCUAGCCGUUUCACACUGGAACGUGGAUUUGUAUCUCUCAUCUACAACGCCGAACCGGUGUGCUUGGUACAGAACAAGCAUCACCUCGUUCGUUCUCUGACGCUGGCCAAAGCCGGCGAUUUUCUUUCAGCCUCCGCCCCGCGGUGCCAUGCCAGCGGUCGCAACCGAUAACCACGCGGUCGUGGGCGGUCCGGCCUUGUUGACAGACUUGCCCUGGAAGCUCCUAUCCCUGAGUCUGGGUUCUGUUGCUAUCUCCGUUGUGGCUGCGGUCGUCAUUCGCCGUUUCAAAACAAGAAACAAUUCACCUUGGACCGUGUCCGGCAAGCCCGAGAUACGCUUCUUUGAAGAGGAGGCCACCGAGGCCGACGUACCUGUAAUCUACCAGCAACGGCUGCACUAUCAAUUCCCCAGCCAUCACUGUAUCAUAGACGACAAGAUGGCUGGAAGAGACGAUGGCAGUAGUCCUGCAGGUGACGAGGCCUCAAGGAGCCAGGAGUCCUCCUUCCCCAGCUCCGCCGACACAAUAUCCGACAACGAUGACCCCCGUCCAGAACACGAAUCCCCGUCCGGCGGGUCUCACUCGGCCGGGAAACGACCCGAGGUAGCAGCGCCCAGGUUCAUCGUAUCCAGACCGCCGCCGCCUCCUCCGUUGACCCCUCCAGAACGUUCGAACUCUAUUUUCACGGUCGAGGAUGCCAACCGGAGUCGUGCCGGGAGGGCCCCUGAGCUAGACAGUUCAUUCUUCGAUCAGCCGAAUCCCGAUUUCAUGGAAUCUACGCCAGUCCCGCCUGAAGACCCGUCGACCAGCGCCAUGCGGACGCAGAAUACAUCGAUCUCGCGCCGGCGCUCUUACACUCGGAUGCUGCCCAUGAACACCGCAUCGCCAGCUUCCUCCCCCAGGGUCGCCCCAGCAGAAAACUCCGGGUCUCUGUUCACGCCAUCCUCAUUCCCGCCAUCAUCACCUUUCUUGCCAGGCCCCCCUCCCGCCGAGGGUAAAAACUCUCGAGAACCAACCCAGCAGAUCGAGGUCCAGGGCGAGAUCAUCUCCGUCAUGGACGACUCCGGGGCAGGGUGGAAGCGUCAUACGCGAAUCUACGGCGGGGGCGUAUGUCUCGCAUGUGCGGCAGCAGCAAAUGACGGUCAGGGCGGCUUCUACGGGAGCAACGUCCGGCCUGAAGACAUGCAUUGAGGAGCAUGGCGUGGGGAGGCGCGCGCAGGAUAUGACGGCAAAAUCCGUUUCGGAGGGCAUAUAUAUAUAUAUAUAUAUAUACCGUGGGUGUCGCAGAGGAGGCUGCGAAAGAUGGACGAUGGACUUACUUCGAAGGAUCUGAUCUAGCCACUGUUCUGCACAUAACCCUGUCCGACGA
Messenger RNA from Sodiomyces alkalinus F11, 1491 nucleotides. RefSeq lists its product as hypothetical. The record is from RefSeq and is a predicted model, not a curated record. NCBI's taxonomy places the organism in Eukaryota, Fungi, Ascomycota, Sordariomycetes, Glomerellales, Plectosphaerellaceae. Bases 273 to 1313 code for a protein of 346 amino acids. The transcript has a single exon.